Messenger RNA from Aspergillus mulundensis, 957 nucleotides. RefSeq lists its product as uncharacterized. Gene Ontology annotation, biological process: protein phosphorylation. The transcript has a single exon. Bases 1 to 957 code for a protein of 318 amino acids. The record is from RefSeq and is a predicted model, not a curated record. Gene Ontology annotation, molecular function: ATP binding; protein kinase activity. NCBI's taxonomy places the organism in Eukaryota, Fungi, Ascomycota, Eurotiomycetes, Eurotiales, Aspergillaceae.
AUGACAUCCCCCCACCAUGUCGCGCUCAUCAGUGCCUUCCCCCAAUCGCAGAUCCUCGGAAUCGGACGCACCGGCCUCGUAGUUCGCCAGCUGGAGGGGCAGACAGCCAUCAAAUACCCGCUGCGAUGGAGCACAAGCAGCGAGGAAGAAGUACAAGGCAACAUCGAAUCCAUCCAGCACGAGCAAGCAAUCUACCAGCGCCUCGAGCACUGCGCGGGCAUCGUCCCGUUCUUCCCCGUCAGCUCCACAGCGACAUCCACCACGCUCCGCCUCAUGGAAACCGGCGAUCUACGCUCCUACCUGAGUCAAAAGACCAACAACCCAAACCCGCCCAGGUCCCGCCAGCUCUCGUGGUUCCGAACAAUGGCGCACGCGCUCUCUCAGAUCCACGACCGCCGCGUCAUUGUCGGUGACAUCGCGACCCGCAACUUCCUCCUCGACGCGGAGUUCACCGUGUGGAUGUGUGACUUUACCGAGUCUGUGCUCUUGCCGCUGGACACUGAUAUGCAGAGGGCCGAGUGGGCGGGGUAUUCUAUCCAUACGGACAUCGGGCAGCUGGGCGCUGUGCUGUACGAGGUGGUGACUGGGGAGAAAUGCGACUUCGCCAUCUUUGCGGAUCUUCCGGCGGAGUCGAGCAGUAGCAGCGGCAGCGGGAUUUGGCCGCGGAGAGAGGAUCUCCCUGGUACCGAGGGGAUCUGGCUUGGGUCGGUGAUUGAGCGGUGUUGGACGAGGGGGGUUGAGAGUGCGUUUGCCUUGUGGGUGGAAUUGGAGGCGGAGGCUUUGGAGGUCGAGGUUGAGGUCGAGGACGAGAACAGCCUAGGUAAGCGGCGCUCGCUAUCCAGGGACUUGGGAUUGGACUUAAAUUCGUCGCUUGGGCUUUUGCGUCUUGGAACUGUGUGCCUGGCGACGGUGGCGGUUGGUGCGAUUGCAGGGUAUGUUUGGAGUCGGAGACGGUAG